This is a messenger RNA of Gastrolobium bilobum, 1157 nucleotides long. Its product is annotated as GDSL esterase/lipase 1-like. The record is from RefSeq and is a predicted model, not a curated record. The transcript is spliced from 5 exons. Gene Ontology annotation, molecular function: hydrolase activity, acting on ester bonds. NCBI's taxonomy places the organism in Eukaryota, Viridiplantae, Streptophyta, Magnoliopsida, Fabales, Fabaceae. The coding region runs from base 60 to 1157 and encodes 365 amino acids.
CAGGAUUUAAGUGAAGCUUGGGAAGCUUUUGCGGAGUGCAAGUAACAACAGAGCGAGUUAUGGCAAGCCUGAGCUCUCUGUUAUGUGCAGUGCUGUUCAUUCACAGCACAGUAAGCUGCUAUGCUGCUGGACCUAACCACAAGAAAAAACAUCUGGCCCUCUUUGUUUUCGGGGAUUCACUUUUUGAUCCUGGAAAUAAUCAAUACCUCAGCAGAAGCAUCAGAGAGCCAUCAACUAAAUGGCCUUAUGGAGAAACCUACUUCAAGCAUCCCACUGGAAGAUUCUCUGAUGGGCGUCUAGUCCCUGAUUUCAUAGCUCAAUUUGCAAAUUUGCCAAUACUUCCACCAUACCUGCAAAAUGGUGACCACCAAUUCACUAAUGGGGCUAACUUUGCAUCAGCUGGAGCAGGCGUUCUUGCUCACACUAAUCCAAAAGUAAUCAAUCUUCCAACACAAUUGAGCUACUUCAAGGCAGUAGUGAAAUCACUAAAAAAUGAACUAGGCGAUAAAAAAGCCAAGGUUUUGAGCAAUGCUGUAUACUUGUUUAGUAUGGGAGGCAACGAUUACAUCGGCCUUCACUACCAAAACCCCAAUGUCACUCAGUCAUACCAAACCCAAUAUGUCAAGAUGGUGAUUGGCAACUUGACCAAUACACUGAAGGAAGUAUAUAUCCUAGGAGGCAGGAAAAUUGCGUUUCAAAAUGCAGGGCCUUUGGGCUGUACGCCAAAUGAUAGAGCAAGGAAUGCUCAACCGGGUGGUGGCUGUGCUGAAGUAGUAUCAGCAAUGGCAAGACAACAUAACAGAGCUCUAUCUGUAGCACUGAAGAAGUUAGAGAGCACGUUACCAGGAUUUAAGUAUUCAACAUUCAAUUACUAUAAUGCACUUUUAGGCAGAGUCAACAAGCCUUCCAAAUAUGAAUUUAAGGAAGGCAAGGUAGCCUGCUGUGGUAAUGGAGCCUAUAGAGCAUCUGGGUGUGGUGGUGGAUUUAGUGGAAAGGAGAAGUUUGAGGUAUGUAGUAACCCUGCUGAAUACGUGUGGUUUGAUGGAGCACAUACCACUGAGAGAGCAAACCGCCAACUAGCAGAGCUAAUGUGGAAUGGACCACCAACGAUUACAGGGCCUUACAAUGUGAAGCAACUAUUUGGAUGUACAAUAUAA